AUGGAUGUGAAUCACUUGAUCAACGAACAUUAUGCUCCAUUACUGAUAGAUGCUGGCCAGCAGAGCAGCCACUCUCGCCAUAGAGAAAUGGCUGCCCAGGCGGUUCGUAAACAACCCGAUGAGUCAAAUGAGGCCGGCUCUAUGGCUGCGCCCUCUGUCCCUUUGAAGUUACCGAUCCCCAGAUUACGCAACUCUACAUCCUAUGUGGCCCGCCGCAUAACCUGUGCCUGUUCUUCUUGCCGUGCGAGUAAAACCAGGUGUACAGGAGAAAGCCCACGGUGCCAACGCUGUGCUUUGCUGCACUAUGAUUGCCAAUAUCCAGAAAAGAAGUCGCUUGAGAUGCAAAGGAAGCUCGCGCAGGUGUUGAGUGAGGCACAUGAUUACAAAAACGUUCUGCGACUCUUGCUCAAGAGUGUCAAUGUCCAAGAUGCUGAAUUGAUCUCUGCUGUCCUCUCUAAGUAUAACCACGGCCAUGAUCUGAUUGCCAAGAGCACAAGUGAACCCGGCUCCUUGUCUACUGCUGAACCGGUGGAAGCCGAUCCAGUUUGA
This is a messenger RNA of Penicillium angulare, 549 nucleotides long. RefSeq names its product Zn(II)2Cys6 transcription factor domain-containing protein. Bases 1 to 549 code for a protein of 182 amino acids. NCBI's taxonomy places the organism in Eukaryota, Fungi, Ascomycota, Eurotiomycetes, Eurotiales, Aspergillaceae. The transcript is spliced from 3 exons. The record is from RefSeq and is a predicted model, not a curated record. Gene Ontology annotation, molecular function: zinc ion binding; DNA-binding transcription factor activity, RNA polymerase II-specific. Gene Ontology annotation, biological process: regulation of DNA-templated transcription.